AGAAUAUCGAGGAAACCGGUCCACAGAACAGAUCCCAGAAGACCAAACAACUUUAACCAGAAAUGAUUCUCAGGGAAGAGCUCCACAUCAUUGCAGACAGGGUCAGCAGAACAGGAGUCCAGAUGAAACCCAUGGAAACAUGAAGAACCACGGUCUGCUACCCAGCGAGCUCACGAGACCCCGCAGUAACCGGCCAAAAUGUAAAGAUCACAAGAGACUAAAUACACACAAACUAGUCUUACAGUACAUAGUCCCGUGCAUGAACUCUUACGGUUUGUGUAUCGUAGAUAAUUUUCUGGGAGACAGAAUUGGCGAGCGCGUGCUGCAAGAGGUGAGACGCAUUCAUCAGAGUGGUACUAUGCAAGAUGGACAGUUAGUGAGCCAAAAACUGGGCAAAAGCAAAGCCAUUCGAGGGGAUAAGAUCGCAUGGGUCGAUGGCACUGAAAGUUGCUGUCAAAACAUUGGCUUUCUCUUGACCAGAAUGGACAAAGUCAUCACGCACGCGGACGGAAAACUAGAGAAGUUCAAAAUCAGAGGGAGGCAUAAGGCCAUGGUUGCUUGUUAUCCAGGAAAUGGAGCUGGAUACGUGAAACAUGUAGAUAACCCUAAUGCAGACGGUCGCUGUGUCACCUGUAUUUACUAUCUGAACAAAAACUGGAAUGCCAAGGAGCAUGGGGGAAUACUAAGGAUCUUUCCCGAAGGGAAAUCUUACGUGGCCGACGUUGAACCCUUGUUUGAUCGACUUCUGCUUUUCUGGUCAGAUCGAAGGAACCCUCAUGAAGUGCAACCAUCAUACGCUACAAGGUAUGCAAUCACUGUGUGGUACUUUGACUCGGAGGAAAGAGCUGAAGCAAAAAGGAAAUUCAGAGACCUGACAGCCACAUCUCAAGAAGGUUCCUCAUCGUAACAUGCAGAUACACUGGCCUUUCUCCUCCUGAGUUUUUUUCUUUUUUUUUUUUUGUCUUUAUGUUUUGCUUUACUGUAUUGCUUUUUGCACCAGAGGUACCUAUCCCCCCACUUACAGUUGAAAUCAUAAGUUUACAUACACUUAGGUUGAAGUCAUUAAAACAGAUUUUUUUUUAACCACUCCAGAUUUCAUAUUGGCAAACUAUAGUUUUGGCAAGUCAUUUAGGACAUCUACUUUGUGCAUGACCCAAGUAAUUUUUCCAAUGAUUGUUUCACUUUUAAUUGACUAUUAAUCUUACUUUUUGGAGAAGUUUUCCUCUGGUCUAAUGAAACAAAUUGAACUUUUUGGCCAUAAUGACCAUCGUUAUGUUUGGAGGAUAAAGGGUGAGUCUUUCAAACCGAAGAACACCAUCCCAACUGUGAAGCAUGGGGGUGGCAGCAUCAUGUUGUGGGGGUGCUUUGCUGCAGGAGGGACUGGUGCACUUCACAAAAUAGAUGGCAUCAUGAGGAAGGAAAAUUGUGUGUAUAUAUUGAAGCAACAUCUCAAGACAUCAGCCAUGAAGUUAAAGCUCAGUCACAAAUGGGUCUUCCAAAUGGACAAUGACCACAAACAUACCUCCAAAGUUGUGGCAAAAUGGCUUGAGGACAACAAAGUCAAGGUAUUGGAGUGGCCAUCACAAACCCUGACUUCAAUCCGAUAGAACAUUUGUGGGCAGAACUGAAAGCGUGUGCGAGCAAGGAGGCCUACUAACCUGACUCAGUUACACCAGUUCUGUCUGGAGGAAUGGGCCAAAAUUCCAGCAGCUUACUGUGAGAAGCUUGUGGAAGGCUACACAAAACAUUUGACCAAAGUUAAACAAUUUAAAGGCAAUGCUACCACAUACUAACAAAGUGUAUGUAAACUUCUGACAAACUGGGAAUGUGAUGAAAGAUAUAAAAGAUGAAAUAAAUAAUUCUCUCUACUAUUAUUUUGACAUUUCACAUUCUUAAAAUAAAGUAGUGAUCCUAACUGACCUAAGACAGGGAAUGAUUGCUACGAUUAAAUGUCAGGACUUGUGAAAACCUGAGUUUAACUGUAUUUGGCUAAGGUGUAUGUAAACUUCUGACUUCAACUGUAUAUUAUGUAUUUGUGAUUUACUUGGUUUGAAUCCAGUCCUCAAAAUCAGAGAAGAGUCCUUUUACAAACAUGCUGCUAAUAUCAAGACAAUUCUGUGAACAAUGUGAGAACCUUAAUACUAAUUAAUGGACUAUUAUUUUAAUUGUUCAUUGUCUUUUUUUUUUUUUUUUAAAUGGUUGCUUUUAAAAAAACACUUUCAGAGUUGUAUGGCUUUCAACAGAUGUUUAUAAAAGAAAACUAUAAAACUAGAUGACCUUUAUAAAAAUAUAAUACUAGUAUAUUUUUCAUCUUAAAAGUAUGCAUUAUAAGCAUUAUAAUUUUUUUUUUUUGUUAUUUGCUGUUUUUGUGGUUUUGGUCAUUGACACAUAGGAAAUAAUUUGUAUUAUUCUUUACACCGUGAAUGUUAACUUUAACUGCUACAGAAAGAAAACAAGAAUUUUUAAUUGCUUUCAUUGUCAUUUGACUUGAACAUGUAAAUAUAUAUUUACAAAUAGAUGCUUCAUUAUUUUUGAAUGACAGUUUGAUGUUGAACUAGAGAUGCUUAUAGAAGUUAUUCUGUACUGUGUUCACAAUGGAGCGUUGUUUUUAAAAGCAUAACACAAGCACUUAUGGUAAUGAUAUUGCUUCGAUUGUUUGGUCCAAGUGUGUAAUGAGCGUAGAAUUUAUCAGCUUGCAUGCGGGUCAGCAAUGCUGCUCAACCACACCCUUGGAUAAGUAUUUAUGUCAGUGAAUGUUAUUUGACAGUUGUUCAUCCCAUUUAAAGCAUUCAAUACAAUUUGAGCAAAGUAGAAAAAAAAUCUUUGCUGUUGCUUUAUGUAACAACAGUCUUGGAAAUGUAUUUUGUAAUGUGUGAAGUUUGGCUGAUGUACUGUACACCAACUGAGUUGUGCAACUAUUUGACAAGGCCACAUUAAACUCUUAAAGUGUUGAAAUGUUUUCAAUAAUUGCCUAAUUGUUUAUACUUAACUUUUUCAGUAAUAAAGUAUUUACUCUGGCGAAAACAUAA
Messenger RNA from Myxocyprinus asiaticus (Chinese sucker), 3029 nucleotides. Its product is annotated as prolyl hydroxylase EGLN3-like. Gene Ontology annotation, biological process: peptidyl-proline hydroxylation to 4-hydroxy-L-proline; cellular response to hypoxia. The transcript is spliced from 5 exons. The coding region runs from base 140 to 907 and encodes 255 amino acids. Lineage: Eukaryota; Metazoa; Chordata; Actinopteri; Cypriniformes; Catostomidae. Gene Ontology annotation, molecular function: L-ascorbic acid binding; peptidyl-proline 4-dioxygenase activity; ferrous iron binding. Gene Ontology annotation, cellular component: cytoplasm; nucleus. The record is from RefSeq and is a predicted model, not a curated record.